AUGACGCAGGAAGAGUCCGGUAAUGUGAGGAACUACCUGGCUCGAUUACGAGACCCAGAGACGCACCGAUUCCAUUCAGUGACCGCGCGCGAGUUCCUCGAAUGCUGGAGACACUUCGAUCGGGACGGAAACGGUUAUUUGGAAGGGGAAGAACUGGACGGCUUUCUAAAAGAAUUUGUCUCCAGCGUUAUUCACGGUGAAAUAGGGGAUGAAGUUGUGUCAGAAACUGCUUUGAAACAGGUCAGGUCAGAAUUCAUGGACGCGUAUGAUGAAAAUCAAGACGGAAGGAUUGAUAUCACUGAAAUGGCCCAAGUUUUACCAACAGAGGAAAGUUUUUUGGCCAUCUUUCAACAUGAAGCCCCUAUUUCGUCCAGUGUGGAAUUCAUGCGAGUUUGGAAACAGUUUGAUGCCGACCGCAGUGGAUACAUAGACAAAAACGAACUGAGAGACUUUUUGCGACAUUUGAUCUCUCGGUCCAAUGUGAAUGUUACUGAGGAGAAACUGGACGAAUAUGCAUCCACAUUACUGAGUCUGUUCGGCCGUAAUGCCGACGGGAAGUUACAGUUGAGCGAGAUGGCACGAUUGUUGCCCGUGAAAGAAAAUCAUUUGAUCAAACCGUUGUUUAAAAAUACUAGAGGAAUUAACACACGCACCAUUGAGAAAAUUUUUAAAAAAUACGACACAGACGGAAACGGUGAAUUGGAAGAUGAUGAAUUGCUCGGAUUCCUGAAGGAUUUAAUUGAAGCCGGUGGAGGUGAUUUCACAGAAGAACAAAUGUAUACCAUGAGGGAUUCCAUUCUACAGCAGUGGGAUUCGAACCACGAUGGGAAAAUUGGCCGCGAAGAAUUGACCGAUCUUAUACUACAUACAGUGCGCAUUGUACAGGAGGUGGAAGUGUCAAAACGUUCCAUGGAAUAG
This is a messenger RNA of Dicrocoelium dendriticum, 918 nucleotides long. The record is from the annotation of a GenBank genome assembly. Lineage: Eukaryota; Metazoa; Platyhelminthes; Trematoda; Plagiorchiida; Dicrocoeliidae.